CUACUUUUGUGACAUCACCCCACUGCUUAUAUACUUAGGGAAUGGUCCAGGGUUCCCCUUAUGGGUUCAGACGGUCACAAAGUCCUCUCAAGGCAGCGAGGGAAGGAAGCAGCUGUACUUUCUCUCUCUUUCUGUCCGUGUCUGUGUCUGUCUCUCUCAUCUCUUCUUCUUAGUAUUGAUGGACUUUACUUUCUAGAGGGCUGAAGAUGGCAAGAAUGAGAAUUCAACUGGUGUGUGUGAUCCUGCUGGCUUGCACCUCCUGGAGCCUUUGCUCAGAUUCAGAAGAGGAAAUGAAAGCGUUAGAAGCAGAUUUAUUGACCAAUAUGUAUACAUCAAAGAUUAACAGAGCAAAACUUCCUUACUGGAAGAUGACCCUGCUAAAUGUGUGCAGUCUUAUAAACAACAUAAACAAUCAAGCAGAGGAACCAGUGGAGUCUGAGGAAGAUGAUGUCCUUCAAAGAGGACAGUUUCCUGCUGCUUUGGAUGGCUCCAACUUGGAAGCGAUGCUGGCAAUAUACCAACUCCAAAAAGUUUGCUACAGCAGAGCCUUUCAGCAAUGGGAGUUACUUCAGCAAGAUGGUUUCAAUCAAGAGGAAUCAAACCAAGAUAUAAUGAAGAGAAAAACUCCUUAUAUCCUGAAACGGCAACUACAUGUUAACAAAGCCAGAAGACCGUACAUACUCAAGAGAAGUUCAUACUACUGAUGCAGCAAAGACAGCAAUGUAUAUUUAGUUUGAGCAACUGUGCUUUAUGGUUAUCUGAUUUAAAUCUAAAAUCAUAUUUGUGUGAAAAUAUACUGUGAAAAAUCAUCAAGAUUAUAACAUAACUGUGUCUUUUUUGCAUUGUUGUUUCUUGAAUGUGAUUUUUCCUACUUGAGAUUAAUUGGACCAAUACAUUUACAAAUAAAUCUAGUUUCUAAGCAUGA
Messenger RNA from Pelodiscus sinensis (Chinese soft-shelled turtle), 925 nucleotides. The record is from RefSeq and is a predicted model, not a curated record. NCBI's taxonomy places the organism in Eukaryota, Metazoa, Chordata, Testudines, Trionychidae.